CUCUUUGCGUACUGCGUCUAUUGCAGUUCCAUGCAGUUUUAGGAACGGAACGUUAGAAACAGCUGCGGGUCAUGAUGCACGAAAGUGUGGACAAAAGUACUAGAAAAUACUGAAAAAGCUUUCAGUUGCCUUCGUUUCAAAUUACUUAAAGUUCUACCAUAUGCAUUAAUUAUUAUGCGAUCACGCGAUACAUUGCAAAUCAUGGUUAGAUCGCUCCGGGAUUAAUCGCAAAGGGAAGAGAAAUUUUAGACGGUUACGAUGCGGACAGCUAUCGCAGUGUUCUGCGUUUUUCUGGGCUGUUGCACCAACGUCGUGUUCCUGGAGCUGCUCGUCAAGGAUGAUCCUGGUAGUGGGAAUCUUAUCACAUUCUCACAGUUUAUCUUUAUAGCUAUUGAAGGAUUUUUAUUCACAUCCAAAUGUGGCACUGUCAAGCCGAAUAUAGGCAUAAAAGACUACUUUAUCCUAGUUACAAUGUUCUUUGUAACCAAUGUCUGCAAUAAUUAUGCUUUUGACUUUAAUAUUCCUAUGCCAUUGCAUAUGAUAUUCAGAGCUGGUUCUCUCAUAGCCAAUAUGAUCAUGGGAAUUAUAAUUUUAAAGAAGAAGUAUACAUUUAGCAAAUACUUAUCAGUAUUUAUGAUUACCUCGGGUAUAGCGAUCUGCACGAUUGUUAGUGGCAAGGAAAUUAAAUCCUUGCGACAAAAGGACAUGGAGCAUGUCCCUACGACACCAUUGGAAGACUUCUUCUGGUGGAUUCUAGGCAUAUCUCUACUCACGAUCGCUCUAUUCGUCUCCGCGAGAAUGGGUAUCUACCAGGAAGUGUUACACAGCCGAUACGGCAAAAAUGCGCGAGAAGCUUUGUAUUAUACGCACCUGCUACCCCUGCCAUUCUUCCUGACGUUAGCACCCAACAUCUACGAUCACUGGAAGUUCGCGCUCGCGUCCGAGCUAAUUGAGUUGCCGUUGAUCGGCGUUUACAUGCCAAAAUUGGUUGUGUAUUUAGUCGGAAACAUCUUGACGCAAUACAUGUGCAUCAGUUCUGUGUUCGUGUUAACGACGGAAUGCAAUUCGCUCACCGUCACUCUAGUGAUAACACUGCGAAAGUUCCUGUCUCUGCUAUUUUCUAUAAUUUACUUUAAGAAUCCGUUUACUCUACAUCAUUGGGUCGGCACGAUACUAGUCUUCGUGGGUACAGUUAUAUUCACGGAAGUAGUACCAAAGAUUAAGCAAAGUUUGCAGCCGAUACCUAAGAAAGUGAAUUAGAUACACUAACAUUAUUAAAAAUAAAUGAAAACAAAGCACCGUGAUUCAUCUUCGGUUAUGUAAUAACGAAUUCUUCCUGACACUUUUUAACGCUCGCCUAAUUGGCAUGUAAGAAAAAUAUAAGAAAAAUGAUCAGAUGGAAAUAACGCUUAACUAAAGUGACAAUGGAAUUCCGUCCAUUGAUUUAUACAAAUAUGCAUGUAUAUGUUUCUGUAAAAUAGUGACAAGUAGUAUUCGAGAGAUGUUAUUUUUAUUAUCUCACUGCUUAUAUUUUUCCAUAAUUAAAUUGAAUAAAAAUGAAUCGCAUGCUCAUUCUUGUUUACUGAGAUCGUGCGUCAUCCUGUUAACUUUCGCAAACUGAAUAAAUCGGGGAUAUUGUCGGUGCGUAUCAGUUGAGAUAACAACGAAUAUUCGAGUUUAACAUUGCAGGUAUAUAUUCUUGCUUUGUGGUAUACGCUUUUUACAAUAAAUAUAUUUCCUCUCUAUCUGUCUAGUAACAAUUUGUAAUAUAAUUCAAUAUCGGGGCACAAUGUUCGGAUGUCAUAAGUCGUCGUAUAUCGCUCAACUAGGCUCGUUGUUCGGAAAGUUCCCUCGAGAGACAGAGACGAUUGAUGAAUGCGGAAAGCAACGAACAAAGCCAGUGUUGCGGAAUC
This is a messenger RNA of Harpegnathos saltator (Jerdon's jumping ant), 1913 nucleotides long. RefSeq names its product ER GDP-fucose transporter (gene Efr). Gene Ontology annotation, cellular component: Golgi membrane; endoplasmic reticulum membrane. The record is from RefSeq and is a predicted model, not a curated record. Gene Ontology annotation, molecular function: UDP-N-acetylglucosamine transmembrane transporter activity; UDP-xylose transmembrane transporter activity. Bases 259 to 1260 code for a protein of 333 amino acids. Lineage: Eukaryota; Metazoa; Arthropoda; Insecta; Hymenoptera; Formicidae. The transcript is spliced from 6 exons. Gene Ontology annotation, biological process: UDP-N-acetylglucosamine transmembrane transport.